AUGGCGCCCAACCUUUUCCUUUGCCUCCGGGCUGUCUUCUGCCCCACGUACUGGUUUCAGCGUGGCGAGCGCAUCCAAGGAUCGAUUCACAAAGAAGAACAUUGGCAAUCCCCUGUUCCGGGCAUUUACAAAUACAUCCCGGGUCGUGGAUGGCACCUUGUUUACAGGGAUGGCAACGAGUACGACGAAAAAGUUCCUGUUCCACUCGUUUAUUGCCGAAUCCUCCACCGCUACAUGUUCGAAGACGAACUGGAGGAUAGAUGCCGCUGGCACUCAGUGGUCGUUCAUGAAGGUGCUAAGCCGGAAAGAUUUCUGUUCUUCCGUCUCGACGACGAUGACACCUGGGUCGCUGGAUGGGAUGCCAAGGGAAAGUUUAUCCCGGGACCUUAUCAAAAAUGGUACUACGACUCGAAAACCCAUACUAUGCGCCGGGUUCUGUUCCCUGAAAGCUCGAAUGUUUCCCGCGCCAGCAUUGUUCCGAGCAAGCUCAAUUGA
Aspergillus alliaceus is the source of this 495-nucleotide messenger RNA. RefSeq lists its product as uncharacterized. The record is from RefSeq and is a predicted model, not a curated record. The coding region runs from base 1 to 495 and encodes 164 amino acids. The transcript has a single exon. NCBI's taxonomy places the organism in Eukaryota, Fungi, Ascomycota, Eurotiomycetes, Eurotiales, Aspergillaceae.